Molecule: messenger RNA, 1053 nt
Organism: Truncatella angustata
Lineage: Eukaryota; Fungi; Ascomycota; Sordariomycetes; Amphisphaeriales; Sporocadaceae
Product: Alpha/Beta hydrolase protein
Exons: 2
Coding region: 1-1053 (350 amino acids)
Molecular function (GO): feruloyl esterase activity
Source: RefSeq, a predicted model, not a curated record
AUGGCCUCUCAGAACGCUUCUUCACCGGGCUGUGCCAAAGCUGACGAGGCAUUUACGAGCGGAGUCAGUACUCGAGAUGUUUCGGGGCGCUCGUAUUUGCUCUCAAUCCCGACGACCUAUUCCUCACAAACCUCGUCUCCGCUCAUUCUGUCAUUCCAUGGUGGCGGCCAAUCAGCUGAGACACAGCUUGAAUGCGACCAGUUUGCCAACCCCAAGGUCAACGAUCGAUACAUCGUUGUCUAUCCUGAGGCAGUCGGUUCGCAAUGGCAGGUCAGUCCCGAUAGCGAUUCUGAUGAUGUCGAUUACAUAUCGAACAUCCUAGAAGACGUCGAGUCGUUUUUCUGCAUCGAUCUGUCUCGCAUAUAUGCUACAGGGAUGUCUCAAGGCGGUGGCAUGGUAGGCUUCUUGGCCUGCAACCAGACUCUAUCUACGAGAAUUGCUGCAUUUGCGCCGGUCUCGGGAGCCUUCUAUGUGAAAGGAGCAAACAAAUGUGAUCCGGCGUCUGUGGCAAUACCUUGCUCCCCUGAACGAGCCGAUGUUCCCAUAUUGGAGUUCCACGGGGGAGGUGAUCAGGUAAUUCCUUAUUAUGGCGAUGACAGUAAAAGACAUGCUUGCUUGCCUGCUAUUCCGCACUGGGUGGAGACUUGGGCGGAGCAAAACAACUUGGGCAGCUCUAACAUUUCUACAUCAAUAACAACCUCAGCGACAUUGUAUCAAUUUGGCAGUGGGUCAAAGCUCGGCCUUGUCUCUCAUGUCUACGAUGGAUCCAGCACUGGACAUGUCUGGCCAACCACGAAGAGCUUCGCCACGGAUAUCGGUGGUAGCUCCACGGCAUCUUUCAAUGCAACCCCAAUGAUCCUAGACUUUUUCAGCAAGUACAAUCUGUAUAGUUUCAACAGUACCGAGGUCAUUCCCACUUCAACCAGCGGCAACGGCACUGGCGGCAGCAACGAUAAUGGCACUAGUGGCAGCUCCAGCUCGUUUGCUACGUGCCGUCAUGGCGCAACUUUAUGGUGGCUGCUGGGUUUCUAUAUAGCCCAAAAACUCUUUUGA